GCUACGAAAGUCAUCAAAAUUCCGUUUUCCGUUUUGAGGUUUUAACCGUCAAGGUGUCAUAGCAACGUCUUUAAAUGAUCAAAGGGCUGUCACGGAACCAGGAGAACUUAAAGAAAAUGAAAACAGAUCAUGACCAAGGUCUGACGAUUCAUGAGUCAUUACUCAAUUUGAAUAUUCAGCACUCACACUGAGAUUUUCUUAAUAGACAACGCUUGAAAAUCACGACAUUCAAACUGCAAGUUCAAGAGAAUAGUCAUGAAUGUAACAAGCGCAUCGCUAGAGGGAGAAAACAGUUCAUACGAAACAACAACAAGCAGUGCAGCUGAAGCACUAGUAUCGUACGUAUCUGACUGUGGUAAUAGCACAAGUGAGACCAUAAUUCCAAAGGCAGUCACGAUGUCAUUUUAUUGCGUCGUUCUGUUUCUCUCAGUUCUUGGGAACUCCCUGCUUAUCUUUAUCAUCAAGAGAAACAAGCGGAUGCAAACAAUAACCAAUUAUCUGAUCGCCAAUAUGGCAGUAUCUGACUUAUUAUUAAUAGUUCUGGCAACACCGCGACAAAUAAUAGAAGAAUCGUUUGGGCCUCGAAGAUGGCUCAUUAGCGGAAGCUUCGGUUCGUUUCUCUGCAAAAGUCUUUCUUUCUUCCAAGAUAUUUCAACAGCAGUGUCAAUUUUGAGUCUCGUCGUCAUAGCAAUCGACAGAUACAGAGGAAUUGUGUUUCCAUUGCGAAAACCAUUCAUAAAGCCGGCUAAACUCUACAAAGUUGUCAUACCGUUGAUAUGGCUCUUUUCGAUGAGUCUUCACGCACCUUACUUCUACAUUUAUGGCACAACCACAACUGAUGACAAAACAUAUUGCAAUCAGUUGAGCUGGGGUCCUAAAUUAGAUUUUAAGAAAAGUCAAAAAAUAUUUUUUAUGAUAGUAUUCAUUUGCGUUAUAGCUAUUCCUGAAUGUAUCGUCAUAUCACUGUACUCUGCCAUCAUAUUCAGUCUUAAAAGAAACGCAAUUGCAACAUGUCAGGGUUCUUCAAAUAGCAUGGCAGCUCGAAGGCUACAGGAGGACAUAAAAGUUGUGAGGAACAUUAUCGCAAUACUUAUUGCCUUUUGUGUAUCUACUAACCCGUUCAUCGUAGUGGCUUUCAUGUUUCAUUUCGUCUGGGAUUUCAAAAUACCUUGUAAUAUGAAGGUUUUCGUCUUUGUAGUCCAUUUAAUAUUUUAUUUGCAUGCAUUAGUAAAUCCUUUCAUUUAUUAUAUUUUCAACGACAAAUAUCGACAGAGUUUUCUGAAAAUCUUCCGCCAAGUCUCUCUCUCCUUCAGUUGCAAAAAGAACAGAAAAAAGAAGAAAAACUCACGGAAUUUGAUCGAAACUUCAAUGUGACCAACGACAGAUAACUGCAGACUCCUAGAAAUAAUUCAUUUUAUCCUUUCGUAAGUGGAUUCACACCGAAGACCGGUAAAUGUUGUCAAAUGACGAACUGAAUUUUUCAAGAGCUGGGGUACAGAGGUACUCAUUUCUUAUUUCGACAUCACCUUGACAAGUUCAGCAGUAAACAAUUUUCACAAAAAAUAAGAACACUUUUGUUCGAAUUCACGGUUUCAGUGAAUGAUAUUCAUAGGGCUGAUACAUAAAUAUGCAAAU
This is a messenger RNA of Pocillopora verrucosa, 1635 nucleotides long. Its product is annotated as QRFP-like peptide receptor. The record is from RefSeq and is a predicted model, not a curated record. NCBI's taxonomy places the organism in Eukaryota, Metazoa, Cnidaria, Anthozoa, Scleractinia, Pocilloporidae. Gene Ontology annotation, biological process: G protein-coupled receptor signaling pathway. Gene Ontology annotation, molecular function: G protein-coupled receptor activity. Gene Ontology annotation, cellular component: membrane.